This is a messenger RNA of Colletotrichum godetiae, 1224 nucleotides long. RefSeq lists its product as uncharacterized. Bases 1 to 1224 code for a protein of 407 amino acids. The record is from RefSeq and is a predicted model, not a curated record. NCBI's taxonomy places the organism in Eukaryota, Fungi, Ascomycota, Sordariomycetes, Glomerellales, Glomerellaceae. The transcript is spliced from 5 exons.
AUGCAGUCUUUCACCUUGGGAGUUGCCGCUUUGGCAGGCAUCGUGAAUGCUCAGGUGCUGCCGACAAUAACAAUCUCGCCUUUCCUCACCUCUACAACAUCUACUUCUAUAGCUACCGGGACACCAGCAUUGGCCUCGGCGACCGGAAGCGCUUCUGCUGCCGCCGCGCAGACGCAUACUAUUGCCGUCGGAGCGUCUGGGUUUGCCUUCUCGCCCGCGAAGACGGAAGCCAACGUUGGCGAUACUAUCGAAUGGAUCUUCUACCCAGAUGCUCACUCGGUUAUCCGAGCCGAGUUUGGCUUCCCUUGCACACCAUACGAGUACAUUGACAUUGGUCGCGAGGGCUUCUACAGCGGAAACCAGUCGGUCAAGGCCAUCACGAAUGAUAUGCCACGGUACAGACUUCGUGUCAAUGACACGCUUCCGAUCUUCUACUACUGCGGUGCCCCGGGGUCAUGCUAUAAGGAGAAGAUGAUUGGUGUGAUCAACGAAAACUCAACUCAGACCCUCGACAAACAGCUCGAAGCAGCCUUUCCACUAACCACCCAGAUUCUUCCGGGCGAACCCUUCCCAACUGAAUCGGAUGCUCCAAAGGCAACCAACGGCGGCUCCAGCUCUUCCGACAACGGUGCUGUCAUCAACAACUACCAUCACAGUGUAAGCGGCGGCCAAAUCGCCGGUAUCGUGAUUGGCUCUCUAGCUUUCCUGCUCCUGGGAGGCCUAUUAGUAUACUUGUGCGGCCGACGAGGCGGCAUCAACCGCGCAUACCGGAGAACCUCGACCGCAUACCAGGCACCUCCCCCGGCACAAUCCCAACCCGCCGUCACGGAGCUCAACUACUCGAUGCAACCCAAGAGCCCGGCAACUCAGGGAUGGAGAAGCAGUCACUACAGCAACUUCAGCGGUCCCUAUCGUGACAAUGCCACUCCCACGGCAUUCUCCCCUCAACUGAGCCCCCAACCUACCGGAUUCUCCCAUCCCGUCAACGGCAUGCAGACAUACUACGACCACCGCAUUUCGUCUAUAGCUCCUAGUGUCGUCGUCGAAGCUCCGGACAACCAGGCGACAGCCCCUGCUGCGGUCCCUGCUGCACCCGCCGCUGCGCCAGUCGAGCUGCCAACGGCGACAGAUUCGGGUAAUUCUCCACCACCCAGAUACAUGCCACGUUUCUCAUUCGCAGGGCAGGAAAGUGAUUACCGACCAUCGAGAAAGGACAUGGAGUGA